UUGACUCGGAGUAUCGGGAACCCGAUCCGUAUCGCCCGAUCAGUCUCCAUCGCUUCAUCCUUCUCCGAUUCUUCUCAUCGGCGGGAAUUUCACAAUCGAGAUUACGAGCUUGAAAUGCAUUCAACGGGGAAGAGAAAUAUGAACAUCUUAGCCGUUAUCAGAUUAGUGUUUACUAGUUCGAGCUUGAUCAGAAAAGUGGGCUUCAGAAAUCCCUUAUUGGCCUCAGCAACCAUAAGGUAUUCGACGUUAUGCCUGAACGAAGUUGAAGACUGCAUUGGCGGCUCUGAGCCGUCAUCGGUUGUAUCCUCUAGGAGAUUGAAUGAAGAAGAGAAACUGAGGCUGAUUCUUAGUCCUAUGGAAGCUCUACGGAAAUGGGGUUGUAACGAUGAUGAAAUAUCAAAGCUUUUUACUCGUAGGCCGGCUUUGCGUACAGCCAAUGUUGCUCAGCUAGAGUUGAAGUUAAGCCUUCUUACACCACUGGGCAUCACAUCAUCAGACCUUGUGAAGAUUGUUGAUUGUCGUCCGAGGUUCUUUAGCCGCCGUAUUCACCUCGUCCUUGGUGAAAGGAUCAACUAUUUCGUGGAGCUUUUGGGGUCAAAAGACGUGUUGCGCAAACUCAUUAUCCGGAAUCCGUCUCUCAUGUUGUAUGACCUCGACGCAAAGAUCAAACCCGCGAUAGAGUUCUACAGAGAGCUGGGGUUCAGCCAACAGGAUCUUGUCGCAAUGUUGAUAUCCCGACCCACCUUGAUUCCAAGAACGAGCUUGAACAGGGAGAAGUUUGAGUACAUCCAGAAAACGGGGGUCACCAGAGACUCCAAGAUGUUCAAAUACGUUGCAGCCAUCAUCGGGGUUUCGAGGAUGGAGACGAUCCAAGAGAAAGUUGCAAACUUGGAAAAGUUCGGCUUCUCAGAGGAAGAGAUUUGGCAUCUGUGUGGGAAAUGCCCCAUCCUUCUCACUUUAUCAGUUGAGAAAGUUCAGAGAAACAUGACUUUCGUCAUAGCAUCGAUGAAGCUUCCAGCUCAUUCCGUGCUUAAACACCCUUCCUUGCUUCUCUCCAACCUCGAGACUCAUAUAAGGCCUCGUGUGGAUCUCGUGAAGAGAGUCUUUGAAAUGGGUCUAAAGCCGCUGGUAGAAGAAGUGAACAUUGCCACAGCGCUAAGGAUGAGCCAAAAACGGUUCUUGAAGGUUUAUGUAAUGUGUCAUCCACAUGAUGUUGCAGCCGAGUUGAUGCACCUAUACGAGAAAUCCAAAAACAUGAAACGUUUGGCUGUGGAAUCCAAGAAAUAUUCAGUCGGAAAAAACCAUGGGAAGCGAACGAAGCCCCGAAGGAGAAGAAGAGAAGCAGAGCACGGAGCGAAGAUUCUUCGUCUUCCGAGUAAAGAGGGGAUCCCAGAGCUAUCAAGUGAGCACCACUUCUCUAAGAACAACGAGUCUGCCACGUUGCUGUAAGAAGAAAAGAAAAAGCGACCGAAGCUGCACGGGAGCUGUUUGCUCGCUUUGUCCGAACUAAGAAAUUUAAGGGAAUCAAUUCAAACGACGAUCAAAGUUGACAACUUUGCAAACCCCAAAAAAUCAUAUUUCAGUUUUUGAUUAAUGUUCGACAAAAGAAACGCAUUCCAUUAAGUUAGGUAUAAAAGUUUUUUGAAAAGUAAAAAUCAAAAAUGAUGUUUUUAAAAUAUUGAACUCCCCCAUGUUCUAGAAAAAAUGAUUUUCGUCGGUUCGUCUUUUGGUUACGGUUUGCUCUUACUCUUAUCUUAUCAAUGAAAACCCG
Thlaspi arvense is the source of this 1771-nucleotide messenger RNA. The record is from the annotation of a GenBank genome assembly. NCBI's taxonomy places the organism in Eukaryota, Viridiplantae, Streptophyta, Magnoliopsida, Brassicales, Brassicaceae.